AUGAAGGAAGCAAUCAUUCGCGCCGGCCCCAAGGUCGAGAUUGUCGACUCGCCCGUUCCCAAGGCCGAGAAGGGUCAAGUUGUCAUCAAGGUUGUCUACUCUGGUAGCAACCCCAAGGACUGGAAGUAUCCCGACAUGACCAAGAAGGGCGAGUUGAACCAGGGCGACGACAUCUCCGGAACCAUCCACGAGGUUGGUGAGGGUGUCUCUGAGUUCAAGAAGGGAGACCGCGUCUUUGCUUUCCACCAAAUGCUUGCCCCUGGUGGCUCAUAUGCCGAAUACGCUGUUGCUUGGGCCCAUACCACCGCUUUCCUCCCCGAGAAUGCCUCUUUCCAGGAGGGUGCUGCUCUGCCUCUUGCAUCUCUUACAUCGGCCCUUGGCCUAUACUCUCGCCUGAGACUACCUCAGCCCUGGUUGCCCCGUAAGGAUGACGAGAAGCCCAUUCCCCUUGUUAUCUACGGAGCUUCCUCGUCCAUUGGCUACUACGCCACUCAGUUCGCAGUUCGCUCGAACAUUCACCCUAUUAUUGGUGUCGCUGGUCGCGCCAGAUCACACGUUGAGAAGCUUCUUGACCCCAGCAAGGGUGAUACCAUUGUCGACUACCGCGAUGGUAACGAGGCUGUCCAAAAGGGCAUCAAGGACGCACUCAAGGGUGCUGAGCUCUACCACUGCUUCGACGGUGUCUCAGAGAAGGGAUCAUACCAGAACGUUGCUGCUGUUAUGCCCGAUAACGGCCACAUUACUCUUGUCCUUCCCGGCAAGGACUUUUCUGACUGCCCUAAGCACGUCAAGCAGUCCAUCACUAUGGUCGGAGAUGUCCACAACGACCACAAGGACUUUGGCUCUGUCUUCUUCCGCUACAUCGCUAAGGGUGUCGAGGAGGGAUGGUUCAAGGCUCAGCCUCAGGAGGAGAUUGCUGGCGGUCUCAAUGGUGUUGAGGAGGGUCUCGCUAACUUGAAGUCUGGCAAGGCCAGUGCUGUCAAGUACGUCUUCAAGGUUGCCGACACCCCUGGAGCUGGCAAGGAUUAA
This is a messenger RNA of Aureobasidium pullulans EXF-150, 1029 nucleotides long. RefSeq names its product GroES-like protein. Gene Ontology annotation, molecular function: oxidoreductase activity, acting on NAD(P)H. The record is from RefSeq and is a predicted model, not a curated record. NCBI's taxonomy places the organism in Eukaryota, Fungi, Ascomycota, Dothideomycetes, Dothideales, Saccotheciaceae. The coding region runs from base 1 to 1029 and encodes 342 amino acids. The transcript is spliced from 2 exons.